AUGGGCAAAUUUGAGCAAAGAGAAAAAGAAAGAAUAAGCACUUUUAGUUUCCCUAACACGGGCAGUCAAUCUAGCACAUCCAUUAAAUCACUUGGUAGCCCACUCUAUGGACGUUUUAGCUCCCUCUCUUCAACAGAAUCUCAGUUUGACCGUAGCAAACAACCACAUGAGUAUGAAAAGAACUUUUAUUUUGAAGAAUCUCAAGGUGAAGCUCUGUUCAAUAAGCUAAAGACCUACUCUUUCCCGGAAGACAAGGAUGGGGUGAAAACAAGGAGAAAUUCCUCCAUAUGUCCAAAAAAGCCUAACGCAGUAUCACCUUUGAGGGUAGAAAGCAAUGAAUUCUCACUACACUCGCAUUCACGUUCAUUAUCACAUGAAUUUGCAAAGUCGUCAGGACGAAGGAAAAGUUACCACAGAAAAAGUCAUGCAAUCUCAUUCAGCAGGUCUUGUAAACCAGAUUUCAUUGACGAAUAUGAUUCCAACUCAAGCACAAGCUUCAAUUCAAGAAAAACUUCAUUGACAAGUUCUUUUUUGGACAAAGAUUAUAAUUCUUCACCGGAUACUUCAUAUACCCACCAGGUAUCUCCCAAAAACACAAUAAUAAAUACUAAUGAACAAUUAAGAAGAAACGCCAGCGGCAGGUUCGGAAGUUUAAAAGAAUUUGCUGAAAAAAAUCAAAUAAACAUUGAGGGCAAGAUUUUUGCUCAUAAAGCGGAAACUGGAGACAUAUUGCAACCACUAAUUGACUUGGAUAUUGACAAUGAAUGA
Saccharomyces paradoxus is the source of this 768-nucleotide messenger RNA. RefSeq names its product Ics2p (gene ICS2). Bases 1 to 768 code for a protein of 255 amino acids. The transcript has a single exon. The record is from RefSeq and is a predicted model, not a curated record. NCBI's taxonomy places the organism in Eukaryota, Fungi, Ascomycota, Saccharomycetes, Saccharomycetales, Saccharomycetaceae.